CCUCAACACUUAUCUCUUCAUUUACGAACGACUCAUUCUAAACCAGUAAACCGCCACCUUUGAUUGUUCUAGUUCAUACGUUUGUGCACACAAAAUGGGAUGUUUCGGAAUAAUAUGUUGUGUUCCAAAGUGCAUCUUCAAAAUCAUUCUCUCUAUUCUCAUUGCCCUGGGGCUAGCAGUUCUUAUUGUUUGGUUAAUCCUCCGUCCGAUAAACCACUUGAAAUUCAACGUCACAGAUGCUUCACUUACCCAGUUCAACAUCACUGGCAACGACAUGCUUCAUUACGAUCUUGCAGUAGACUUGAACUUGAGAAACCCGAACAAGAAAAUCGGUGUUUACUAUGAUCAGAUUGAAGCUAGAGCGUUUUACGAUGGUCGAAGAUUCGAUUCGGUCAUGUUAACACCGUUCUAUCAAGGCCAUAAGAAUACCACUAUUCUUCGUCCAGUGUUCAAAGGGCAAAGGCUUUUACCAAAUGUACAAGGUGAAUAUAAUAAAGAUAUGGUAGAUGGGAAAUUCAACGUUGAAGUUAAACUCUAUCUUAAGAUGAGAUUCAAAGCUGGUGUUGUUAAGACUACUAAGUUCAAGCCUAGAGUUAAAUGUGAGUUUGAAGUCCCUUUGGCAGGUUCUAAUCCUGCAAUUGGCUUCACGCCUAAGAAGUGCGGAUACGGUUACUGAUUCCGUUCAUUGUCGACGAUACUGUCUAUAGUCUAUUGAUCAUUUUUUGUAUAUGUUGUUUCUAGCUUAAUUUUUUAAUUUGUUUAGUACAUUAUUUAUUUUUUAUGACAGUAUUUGUUACCAAAAUGAUUGUUCUUAUUGUCAAACAUUUGUUUUCUUUGCUCUC
Papaver somniferum (opium poppy) is the source of this 842-nucleotide messenger RNA. Its product is annotated as NDR1/HIN1-like protein 10. Lineage: Eukaryota; Viridiplantae; Streptophyta; Magnoliopsida; Ranunculales; Papaveraceae. Gene Ontology annotation, biological process: defense response to other organism. The record is from RefSeq and is a predicted model, not a curated record. The transcript has a single exon. Bases 95 to 676 code for a protein of 193 amino acids.